AUGUAUGGAUUACUAUUUAAAUGGAUACAGGAUGAUGAUAUUGUAGCUGCUUUUAAACUUGUUAAUACUGAAAUUAAACUACCUUCACGUCGCAAAUUAAGUAGAUCUAUUCUAAAAAAAGAAAUACUUGUAACUAAUAUGGAAAAUUCGACUAAUUCAGAUAAAAAAAAGGUUUUAUUUGAUAUAGCUGAAAUUAUCAAUAACUCUACAUUUUGGAAUAAUUUAAAAGAGUUAGAUGAAAUUCUUCUUCCAUUUUGUGCAACACUUAAUAAACUCCAAUGUGAAUCAACACACUUAUAUGAUAUUAUACAUGCAUAUGCAUAG
Scutellospora calospora is the source of this 324-nucleotide messenger RNA. The record is from the annotation of a GenBank genome assembly. Lineage: Eukaryota; Fungi; Glomeromycota; Glomeromycetes; Diversisporales; Gigasporaceae.